UGCCCGUCACUGCUUGGGGCAGUCUCCACGCAUCCUCUCAUUUUGUCCUUUCACAGGGGCUGUAGGAGGUCAGCUGAUUCGCCAAGGUCACACAGCUGGUGGGUAGCGGAGCAGAGAUUUGAACCCAGGCUGUAGAACUGCAGAACUGAAUCCCCCGAGGAGCAUUUACAGACUGGGGCUGUGCCUCCCAGCCGAGACUUGUAGGAUGAGCUGGAGCUCACCAGGCAGGGGGGAGAAAAGGCACAUGGGGGAGAGGGUAUCAUGCGUGCCAGAGCCGUGGAGGUAUGAAAGAGCAUGACAUGUCAGGGAUUAUAGCUCACUCAGAGAUGGGGUGUGUGUGACAGGAGAGGAUGAUGCUUGAGAGACGGGGAGGUAUGAAAUCCUAUGUAGCCAUGUGAAUCGUGCUGAGGACCACUGGGAGCCACUGGUGGAAUGGGAUGGAGGCAGAGAAAGAGCUGUGUGACAUUGGGCAGCUUGCUUAACCUCUCUGAGCCCCAGCCUCCCAUCUGGGAAAGGCCUCUAAAACUCAGCACUGCGAAGAUUGUUCAUUUUGUUGGUGACCAUGAGGAACAGAGUGAAAGAGUGGCCUGCAGUGGCACUGGUGGACAGCCCUGUUGAUUUGUGACCUCCUGGCUUAUCCUUAUUUACAAAGUGCCUGCCACAGGCAAGGCAGUGUGUCCUCAAGUGCUGUGGCGAGGUGUAGAGAUGUAGUAAGACUCAUGUUGAAGACUUGCAGCCUCGUGGAGGGCGCAGUGAGUGUUCUCACGGGUACUGUGAUAAAAGACACACAUCCCCAGGGCCACAAGAGACGAGUAUUCCGACAAAAUAUCGGAGGCAUGGAGGUUCCUAAUGCCUGGGGGACCAAGGGCAGGUACACUGAAGGAGAUAACUCUUAACUCUGCCAGAAAGAUUCGUGAAGGAAAAGAUCGGGGUAAGUCAUGGGCAUCUUCCAGGUAGAGAGAUUGGGGGAAAUAGAGAAAAAUAAAAAACCGGUUCAGGUGCGGUCACCCAGAGGGUCAGAGUAUCAGCAUUUCUGGUAUCUGAUUCCCUGCGGUUUCCAGAUUACAGAGGGGAAGCAGAGGUCAUCAUAGUACGAAAAUAUUCAGUGAUGAACUUGCCACGUACAGACUGAGCCUCCACUCUAUCACCCCUCCCUCUGUAUUCAAGCCAGGCUCCGGGACCAUCUACAUCUUGGUCAUCUCUCCCAGCUCGUAGGAUGUUUUGCAAAUACAUACAGGACAAACACUGAAAUUGUAACUCUUGUGAGAGAGGCAAGACUUCAUGAAAUGAAAGCAAGCGAUGUUGGAGGACUGCUGGAAUGACAUGUCAAGGCAGUAAUAGAUGAGGAUCUGGCAGUGUGACACCUGAUGAAGAAAAGGGGAAAGAGGCUUGAAAAUCAAACAAGCAAGCCCUUGAGAGAUCAAUUGGAAUCUCAUUUUCAGCUUCUGCCAGAGCCAGGAGCAGUUGGGAAAGAAGGCUGUGUUCUUUGAAGACCCUGCAGGUGUCUGCCAGCCUUAAAGAGCAGGAUGGAUCUUGAUGUGGUCAACAUGUUUGUGAUCGCAGGUGGGACGCUGGCCCUCCCCAUCCUGGCAUUUGUGGCCUCAUUUCUCCUUUGGCCGUCAGCGCUGAUAAAGAUCUAUUACUGGUACUGGCGGAGAACGUUGGGCAUGCAGGUCUGCUAUGUUUACCAUGAAGAUUAUCAGUUCUGUUAUUCCUUCCGGGGCAGGCCGGGGCACAAACCUUCCAUCCUCAUGCUCCAUGGAUUCUCUGCACAUAAGGAUAUGUGGCUCAGUGUGGUCAAGUUCCUUCCAAAGAACCUGCACUUGGUCUGCGUGGACAUGCCGGGACAUGAGGGCACCACCCGGUCCUCCCUGGAUGACCUGUCCAUAGAUGGUCAAGUGAAGAGGAUACACCAGUUUGUAGAAUGCCUCAAGCUGAACAAAAAACCCUUCCACCUGAUAGGUACCUCCAUGGGUGGCCACGUGGCUGGGGUAUAUGCUGCUUACUACCCUUCAGAUGUCUGCAGUCUAAGUCUUGUAUGCCCUGCUGGCCUGCAGUACUCAACUGAUAAUCAAUUUAUACAGCGGCUCAAAGAACUGCAGGACUCGGCCGCCAUGGAGAAGAUCCCCUUGAUCCCAUCCACUCCAGAAGAGAUGAGUGAAAUGCUCCAGCUCUGCUCCUACGUCCGCUUCAAGGUGCCCCAGCAGAUCCUGCAAGGCCUUGUUGACGUCCGAAUCCCUCAUAACAACUUCUACCGAAAGCUGUUUUUGGAAAUCGUCAGUGAGAAGUCAAGAUACUCCCUCCAUCAGAACAUGGACAAGAUCAAGGUCCCAACGCAGAUCAUUUGGGGAAAACAAGACCAGGUGCUCGACGUGUCUGGGGCAGACAUGCUGGCCAAGUCGAUUGCCAACUGCCAGGUGGAACUUCUGGAAAACUGUGGGCACUCAGUGGUGAUGGAGAGGCCCCGGAAGACAGCCAAGCUCAUUGUCGACUUCUUAGCUUCUGUGCACAACACAAGCAACAACAAGAAGCUGGACUGAGGCCCCACGACCGCAGCCUGCAUUUGGCACUGAGCAUCUGCCCCCAUCUCCAAAAUCUGACGCGGCCACCACUUCUCAGGGAUCCUGCCCCAAACGCGGUCAGAGAGCCAGCGUCCCUGAGGAAGCCAGUCCCCUAUCCCCAGUCUCGACAGAUCCACAGAGCUUCGGGAGCCACGAGCAGAUCUCCAAGAUAUUUUUCACAAUGUAGAAACUCACAUGGAACAAAAUUAAGAAAACCCAGCCAUGAAAUCUACCCAGAAGUCUUCAAGUUCAUGUUGCAAAGCGGCUGCCUUGGACCCUAAUCACCGAGACCGUUUUCUUUCAAAACAUCCCUCACAGACUGAGACUCGAGGUUUUUCUGUUGCUUCAACAUCCUCCCCUGCAUGGUCAGUGGCUGUUUUAGGAGCAUUAGUCUCCAUUUGCUGAGCCCCUCUUGUCUAUGUCUAGUUUAAGUUUUAUGUUAGAGACCCCUAUAUGAAUGCAGUUCAUCAGCUGCAAGAUCAGGGAGGGAAACAGCAAGCUAUGAAAAACAUUAACAUGCGAGGAGGGGUGUGUUUCCACUGCUGCCAGCCCUCCCACCUGCCAGAGCAGUGGGGAACACAGGUGGGUGGUUUGAUGGGCCCCCACAUGUCAGCUCCAUCACCAGGAAGCCUAGAACAGUCAUAGUGCGAAGAGCACCCGGCAGGGUGGGUUUCCUGGGAAUAACUUAUUAUUUUUAAAAAUAGGACUAAUAAAGCAAUAAUGUUCUAGACAUCUGUAUCUAAAUAAUCACACAAAAGCACCUCGUGGGCCUCGUGUCUAUCUUGCUGUGCUACUGAAGACCCUUGGGUGUAAAAUACUAGUUUGUUAAUGAAUUCUGUGAAUUCUGUGAACAGUAAUGUGAUUGAAAAUAAGUCUAAACAGCUGUAAAAGUGAUCACAAUGACAUGACAUAAAUUUAAUAAAUCUAGAUCAGCAACAUGCA
This is a messenger RNA of Acinonyx jubatus (cheetah), 3503 nucleotides long. RefSeq names its product abhydrolase domain containing 6, acylglycerol lipase (gene ABHD6). The record is from RefSeq and is a predicted model, not a curated record. The coding region runs from base 1527 to 2540 and encodes 337 amino acids. Gene Ontology annotation, molecular function: catalytic activity. The transcript has 10 exons. Lineage: Eukaryota; Metazoa; Chordata; Mammalia; Carnivora; Felidae.